CCGUUCUCUCUUUCUCUACACGGCCUUCUGUGUGUUUUCUCAUCUACCUCUCGUCCUUCCUUCUCAAUCGACUCCGCCUGAGUCAGUCAGUCACUCGCCGGCAGACUCCACCGAUCCACGGUGUGCAUUACUUCCUCGCGGAGACUGGCAGUUUGGAUUUCAAUACAAAACUAGUCAGUUUCCGCACUGCCAGUCCCAUCUCUUCAUUUGGCACUCGCACCUGGCGGCGUCCCUACAACUUUGCCCCCGGUAGUCGCCCCACCAUUACAGGUUUGCUCCUUGAGAUAAAAUGGGAUCCUCAGAUUGUCAGCAUUCUGGAUCAGAGAGUUCUCCUUUCUUGUCCGACAAAUCGGCCAAGGUGUUCGUAGCUGGCCACCGCGGGCUAGUAGGCUCUGCCAUUGUUCGCAAGCUCCAGUCUCUGGGUUUCGCCAACCUUGUGCUCCGAACCCACUCUGAGCUCGAUCUCACUCGUCAGGCUGACGUGGAAUCAUUCUUUGCUGCUGAAAAGCCAGACUUUGUAAUCUUGGCAGCUGCCAAAGUUGGUGGUAUCCACGCCAAUAACACAUACCCUGCGGAUUUCAUAGCCAUCAACCUCCAAAUCCAGACCAACGUCAUCGACUCUGCUUACAAGCACGGAGUCAAGAAGCUCCUCUUCCUGGGUUCAUCCUGCAUCUACCCAAAACUGGCCCCUCAGCCUAUCCCGGAAGAUGCACUGCUCACGGGGCCUUUAGAGCCAACGAAUGAGUGGUACGCAGUGGCCAAGAUCGCUGGUAUCAAGAUGUGUCAGGGUUACCGGAUUCAGUACAGCUGGGAUGCAAUCUCUGGGAUGCCAACGAACUUGUACGGUCCCAACGACAACUUCCACCCGGAGAAUUCACACGUCUUGCCGGCACUGAUGAGGAGGUUUCACGAGGCCAAGGUGAAUGGGGACAAGGAAGUGGUGGUGUGGGGGACGGGGAGCCCUUUGAGGGAGUUUCUCCAUGUGGAUGAUUUGGCUGACGCGGUGGUGUUUAUGAUGGAGGAGUACAGUGGUUUAGAGCAUUUGAAUGUUGGGAGUGGGAAGGAAGUGACUAUUAAGGAGCUCGCGGAGUUGGUAAAGGAAGUUGUUGGGUUUGAAGGGGAACUCGUUUGGGACAGUUCGAAGCCAGAUGGAACUCCGAGGAAGUUGAUGGAUAGCUCCAAGCUGCUGGGAAUGGGUUGGAAGCCGAAGGUUUCGCUUAGGGAAGGGCUGGUUGAUACUUACAAGUGGUACACAGCCAAUGCAAUAACUAAGCAAUAAUGAGACUUGAGAGGUAAAAUUUGACAUCUUCUGUCCUGAGACUUGUUCCAGCAAUAGUUGGCAGCCAUUUCAUGUUAAACAUGCUAUAUUUGAGAUUUAUGUAAGAGGGGUUAUUGUGUUUGUGAAGAUGGGAUCAGUAAAAAAGUCGUUGGUUCUAUUAGUGCUGUUGUAUCGUUCUAGAAAUCUUAUAAAUAACAAAAGGGUUGUCUCUUUUCGUUGAAUCUGUACUUGGUUCAUGAGGACAAUUGAUCAGCUGCUACAGUGAAGUCUCAGCAUGUUGGCUCAAAUCUGGUGUCUAUGUGGGCAUGGUGAGGUUGUACAUUUUCAUUUUGCACAGGUCACAUAGUAAGAUGAUAAUGCAGCAAAACGAGGAGAUGCUACUUCUAGUGUCCACA
This is a messenger RNA of Linum tenue, 1674 nucleotides long. The record is from the annotation of a GenBank genome assembly. Lineage: Eukaryota; Viridiplantae; Streptophyta; Magnoliopsida; Malpighiales; Linaceae.